AUGGCCGACGACCAAAACAAAUAUCAGCCUCCGCCGGGUCCGCCCCCGACGUACCCUGCCCAAGCGCACCACGAUGCCGGCCCUUACUAUCCGCCCAACGGUGACGAGACGCGUGGUUAUCCUGCAGACAAUAACGGCUAUUAUCAACAGCAACAGCAACCGCCGCCGCAGGGCUGGUAUCAGCAAGGUCCGGGUGGCCCGUGGCCUCCACAGGGACAACAGCCCUACGGGUACUAUGGCCCGCCUCAGCAGCCAAUGUAUUACCCGCAAGGGCCGCCGCCGGUAGGGUACUACGACGACCGACGAAGUGGUGGUGCUGCUGAAGGAUGCUGUGCGGCACUGUUGGCUUCAUUGGCAUGUUGUUGUUGUCUUGAUUUCUUGUUCUGA
Messenger RNA from Exophiala dermatitidis NIH/UT8656, 387 nucleotides. RefSeq lists its product as uncharacterized. The transcript has a single exon. Bases 1 to 387 code for a protein of 128 amino acids. NCBI's taxonomy places the organism in Eukaryota, Fungi, Ascomycota, Eurotiomycetes, Chaetothyriales, Herpotrichiellaceae. The record is from RefSeq and is a predicted model, not a curated record.